Girardinichthys multiradiatus is the source of this 4031-nucleotide messenger RNA. RefSeq names its product sphingosine-1-phosphate lyase 1 (gene sgpl1). Gene Ontology annotation, cellular component: endoplasmic reticulum. NCBI's taxonomy places the organism in Eukaryota, Metazoa, Chordata, Actinopteri, Cyprinodontiformes, Goodeidae. Gene Ontology annotation, biological process: sphingolipid catabolic process; carboxylic acid metabolic process. Bases 138 to 1835 code for a protein of 565 amino acids. The transcript has 14 exons. The record is from RefSeq and is a predicted model, not a curated record. Gene Ontology annotation, molecular function: sphinganine-1-phosphate aldolase activity; pyridoxal phosphate binding.
GGACCCGAAGCUGCUUCCUGAAUCAGGGUUAGCUUACUGCCUGCUGCGGCUCACAGUAGCCGAGAACGUCAGGCUUUCUGGGCUGGUUCUGACGAGUGAACAAAGAGAAGAACCUAAACGACAGUUGAACUCGGAACAUGGAUUACUGGAGUGCCUUGGAGGUGUAUAAGGAGAUGUUGCUGGUGUACCUGGAGGAAGGCCGGCGGCAGGUCAACUCGCGCUGCUCUGACCUAGAGCCGUGGCAACUCAUCGGAGCUUCUGUCCUCACCACUCUGGGAAUUUUCUGGCUCAAAGGAUUUCUCUUCCAACAAGAGAGUCUCACAUCCCGAAUCAAGAAGCAGUGCUUUCGACUCAUCAGAAAAAUGCCCUUCGUUGGUGACAGUAUUCAGAGGCAGCUGAAUAAGGCUCUGGAUGACAUGUCUGCCAGUCUGUGUACUCUGAAGGAGGGGAUGAGCUACACUAAACAGCUGCCCUCUAAGGGUCUAACCCAGAGCCAAGUAAUGGAAAAAAUCAAAGAGUAUGAUACCCUGAAUGAGGUACAGUGGGAGAAAGGGUGUGUUUCUGGUGCAGUGUACUGGGGUGAUGAAACACUGACCAAACUCCUAGUGAAGGUGUAUGGAGAUUUUGCUUGGAGCAACCCUCUUCACCCGGACAUCUUUCCUGGAGUCAGGAAGAUGGAAGCUGAGGUCGUUCGAAUGUCUUGCACCCUGUUUCAUGGUGGACCUAACUCCUGUGGAACUGUCACUUCAGGAGGAACUGAGAGCAUACUGAUGGCCUGCAAAGCAUACAGGGACAUGGCACACGAGCGAGGUGUGAAGUACCCGGAAAUUCUUGCACCGGUGAGCGUCCAUGCAGCUUUCGACAAAGCAGCACAUUACUUUGGGAUGAAACUUGUCCACAUUCCUCUCGACCAGAAGACUAUGAAGGUGGAUGUUAAGGCAAUGAGGAGAGCCAUCAGUAAAAAUACAGCCAUGCUUGUCUGCUCGGCGCCCCAGUUUCCCCAUGGAAUCAUAGAUCCGGUGGAAGACAUAGCCAAGCUGGCUGUUCGCUACAACAUCCCACUGCAUGUGGAUGCCUGUUUGGGCGGAUUUCUCAUUGUUUUCAUGGAAAAGGCCGGUUACUCACUCGCCCCAUUUGACUUCAGAGUAAAGGGUGUUACCAGCAUCUCUGCAGACACCCACAAGUAUGGAUAUGCCCCCAAGGGCUCCUCUGUGAUCCUCUACAGUGAUAAAAGUUACCGUCAGUACCAGUACUUCGUAGCUCCAGACUGGCAGGGGGGAAUCUACGCCUCACCCUCCGUAGCGGGCUCCAGGCCAGGAGGAAUCAUCGCCGCCUGCUGGGCGACUAUGAUGCACAUGGGAGAAAACGGAUACGUGGACGCCACCAGGAAGAUCAUCAGCACGGCACGCAAGAUCAGAAAUGAGAUCAAAAAAAUAAAGGGAGUGUUUGUGUUCGGGAACCCAGAGGUGUCCGUUGUGGCCAUCGGCUCCGAGGUGUUUGACAUUUUUCGCCUUUCUAAUGCGCUGACGUCAAAGGGCUGGAACCUGAACACGCUGCAGUACCCAUCCAGCAUCCACAUUUGUUGCACGGUGCUGCACACCCAGCCUGGGGUUGCCGAUCGGUUUAUUCGUGAAGUCAAAGAUCAAGUCGCCAUUAUCAUGAAGAACCCCAAAGAGAAAACCACAGGAAAGGGAGCCAUCUACGGCAUGGCACAAGCCAUCCCAGACAGAUCCCUGGUGACGGAGAUCUCCCGGGGCUUCCUGGACUGUCUCUACAGCACGGAGGCACCGAAGUCCAACAUCAGCCACAUGAACGGCAACGGCAAAGCCCACUAAACUGAAAAAAGCCUGGACGCUCCCCGCCUGAACCCCCCAAAGGGAAAUGCGUUCCAAGUUAAAUUGCUCAACGGUUGCCUUAUCUUGCAUAUUUAACAGCACUGAAAACAUCGGCAGAACAUUUAGAAGAACAAGCCAUCAUCGUUUAGAUCAGCCCAGAGGGAAACUGCUCCCCCUAGUGUGCUGGGGAAGAAUUAACUGGGUCUAGCUAAACCUUCAACUUGAUUUUAACAAUGCCAUGGGACUGUUUCUGACUCUGUGUGAUUGCUUUUUUAUUUUACCAUUUCAGUGAUAGAUUUCAUUACUUAGGCCAACCCUGUUUCCCUACAGGUGCAUCUCAAUGCAUUAAAAAAGCAUAAGUUUGAAAAGUAAAACUCAGAUUUAGAUUCAUUACACAGAGAAUUAUAUGAUUUACGCAUUUAUUUCUGUUCAUUUUAAUAUUUACGACUUAAAUCGAAUGAAAAGCUAAAAUUUGCCUUCUCAAAAUUAGAAUAUUACAUUUAAGAAACCACUAAUUUCUUUUUCUAAAUGUCCUGCCUCAAUGCAGCUCAGCAUGGAGGGGAUCAGCCCAUGGCAGUGCUGGGGAAGCCCAUGUUACUAUAACAGCAGCUUUCUGCUCGUUUGCAUUGUUGAGUCUUCAGUCUCUUCAAUGGGCUUUGCCUCCUAGUCCUCUCAGGCCUUACCGCCGUUUUUCCUUCCACUUAACUUUCCAUUAACUAUGCCUGUGUUCAGCACUCUUUGAACAGCCAUCUACUUUAGCCUUCUGUAGCUCACCCUCCUUGUGGAAGGUGUCAGUGACUCUACUGGACAGCUGCCAUUACGUGGCCCUACUUACUGGGUCUUAUGUAAUAGUUUCUAAGAAAUGGAUUUUUGGUUUUCAUUUGGUCUGCACCAUAAUCAUCAAAAUGAACAGAAAAAAAUAACGGUUGAAAUAUGACUGUGAGUUAUGAAUCUAUACAUGUUUGACUUGGUAUUAAAUUAUGGAAAUGACGGUACUUCCUGAUAUUUUAAUUGAGAUGCACCCGUACUUACACUAUAGCAAAACCGUUCAGUUUUUUAUUUCUAGUAUUAUUGUUUUUGUCUGAACAUUUCAGCUCAUUGUCUGUGAUGACAACUCAAACCACUAAAACCUUGUCAGAAUUGCUGUGCUGCCCUCUAGCAUGAAAGCUGAUGUGCUGCAGCGUACCGGCUGAACAUUUCUAUCAAAGGGUAACAAAAUAACCUCAAUCUGCAGCAUUUCUUAAUGCAAAGAGCUCUGCAAGGCCCUGAUCAGAACACAUCAGCUCAAACCGUAAGACACUUGUCUGUUGUAAGCAUUUUUAUUCUGUUUUAAGCAUCCGCAGAGGUUUGCUUUGUGAGAAUGAUCAUGGGAAUUUCAGAUACUAAUGGCAUAAGAGAGAACAAAGGCAUUAAUACUCAAAUUUGAUAAGGUUUCAGGUUGGAAUCAGCUUGUAUCUUCUUAACAGACUGAAGCUUCUGCUGUUUCAAUUCUUGGUCUACUUUAUUAUCAAGCAGCAUAAAUCAGCAGUUCAGUUUUACUCUGUGUUUAACGUUCUGUGCAAAUCUUUCUCCUUAUUAAAUCUACCUCAAUUUCUACUCUGUUCCUCCACUGAAACAAUCCUGCUGGGUGAUUGUUUUCCACACCACCACUGGCAGAGAUGAACUGCAACACAGGCUGCCGCUGAGCGGGAUCUCUCCCGCUUUAACCGAGGUUUUAAAUCCACAGGCCGACCGCUUGGGAGAAGUUUUCUGUCUCCCGUCAGCCGGAGAUUAACAAUGCAUACUGUAACACCUUGUUCUCGGAUUCAUUUGCUCUCCUAAAACAGUUAAAAUAGUUUUCAUGUUUGUGCAAUAUAUGUUUUCCUUGUAUGAAGUGGGAUAAAAGAGGGAAGCUCUGCUGUUAACGUCAGAGUCAGCUUGUAUUAAUAAUUUAAAACAUUUGUGUGACCACUUUCUAAUCAGUAAUCACUUAAUUCUUUUUUGUGAGCAUUUCUUUUCAGAGGUAGUAUUUUUACUUGGAAUAUACAAGAAUGUGCCUGAAUUAUUGAAUCAUGAUACAGCCCAGUAACAUUUCCAUCAUAUCUGUCUGUUAAACAUGAGUCCAACAAUCGCUCGUUGUGUUUUGCUCUGAAACAAAUAACCUAGAAACUGAUGAAUGACUCUGAAGACUCUUUCAAUAAAGACCUUUUGCUGUAA